AGCGUUAUCGAUGCGGUCACACUGCUGACCAACAUGGCCGUCGAGAAAAACUGAACGCAACGCCGUGUUUAACAUUUUCUACUCUAAAACCACACGAAAUAUCGAAAAGCGUGCACGCAAACGUUGACAAAUCUUGUUGUGUAUGUUUUUGAAAUGGUAAAGUGUGUUGUCGCGUUCGCCAAAACCUAAGCCCAAACCCAAACCCUAACCGAUUGGGGAUUGUAAAAACAAUAUCGCUUGGGCAAUAAAAUACAUACGAUACGUGCGCGAUAUACUAUAUAUUUGCCAGAGCGAGAGACCGAAAUACCGCGAUGGCGUCGCGCAGGCGCGCCGAACUGAAUCCCAAACUGCACAUGGACAGGCAGCCGACAGCUGCCCGCAUAACAGAUCCAUCAUUACCCGCCGGCAAGCGACGCGAGAUCGACAACGUGAUGAAGAAGGCGCGCGCCAACACGACCAACGACUACUGGGACAAGAAGCUGAUCGAGGCCGAGGAGAAGGACCCGAAUCGAUGGCGCCACACUGGCUACAAGAAGAUGUACAUUCAGGGCGAGAGCAGCUCUGGUGAGAGCGAGCGCGAAGGUCGCGACGCCCGCGAAGGUCGUGAGGGGGGAGCACCGCCCUACGGCCGAUAUCCGCCCACCGGCGGACCGCCGCCCGGUCCGCCCCCGCCACAGCGGUACGGCCGCUCCCGUUCGCCCCAUUCGCGCAGUCGGUCGCGUCUGCGCAAGUCGCCGCCGCUUUCGCCGCCCCCGCGUCGCCGGUCGCCGCCGAUGGCCAUGCACGGUGGCAUGGACCGCCGCGGCGGUCCGCGUUCGCCGCCCAUGCCGCGUUCGCCCAACAGCAACCACGACGCCCUCAUGCGUCGCCCCGGAAAUGGCCACGGCGGACGGCCCCGGUCCCCGCCGGAACCCAGUGGUGGCUCGUCCUCCUCGUCGCUGCGACGCAAGCCCAACGCGUCGCGAUCUCCGUUGGGGCGACGACGGUCGCCUCCGCUUCCGCCGCCCUCGUCGUCGGGAAUGGAGAAACGGGGCGCCGUCGCCCACAUCCUGCCGCGUUCCAAGCGCCCGCCAUCUCCACCGCCGAGGCACUCGAUGCGUUCGCGUUCAAACAGCUCGAUGAGUAGCAGCUCCGAUGAUUCCUGCUCCCUUUGCUCGCCCAGUCAUCGUCAUAGAUCUCGAUCCCGCGGUCCGCGUUCCCCGCCACCCAAGCCACGUGGCCAUUAUCGUUCGGGGGCGCCGCCGCCCCCUCCGUCGGAGUCACAUGGCCGUAUCCAUGGUCGCCCCAGCACUCCACCACCCGUGCGCGGAGGUGGAGGCGCGUCGGUAUCCGCCAUAGAGAAGUACCGCCAGGCGAAGAUGCGUCACAUCAGCCACGAUCGCGGCUCUUCGUCGGAUGCCCACAUGAAGAUCGCGCGGUCGUCGCGUCACUCUCCGCCGCCGGAAGAUCCGCGUCUGAAGCACCGUCCGCCAGAGCCACCAGAGCCGGCAACAGCGCCAACUGGAGCUCCUGCGGCACAGGCCAAAAAGAAAAAGAAGGAGAAGGAGAUAAGGCCACGCAUCAAAAUUGAAGGUGAGAAACGCAAAAAGCAUCCGAGCGGGACGGCCAGUGGCACCGGAGCUAACGCGGCGAACUCCUCCUCGGAUUCGGACGAUUCGAACGGCUCGGACAGCGACGAGGUCGGCACGCUGCCCACAUUCUCGGCUACGACGCGGCUGACGCUCUCGGAGCGGUUCGGCAAAAUGGCGCAGUGGAGCAUCGAUCGGAGCAACAUGGAGAAUAUGCGCAUCACCAAAGACUCCGCGGGUGGGGCCCUCAAAGUGAUGAUUGAAGAGGGUCUGGAGUCGCCGCCGCGUCGCUAUUCGUAUUCGCCGGCACCGGCCGGGCAUUUUCCGGAGGAGUUGGCCACCACAGCACCGUCGGGAAUGCUGUCGUGGGACGAUGUGCGCGUCCGUUACGAGUACUACAAGAGUCGUGGUUACUUAAGAGAUCUGGAUCUUAAGGACUAUAUCAAGUGGGAAGAGUGGUGGUAUAAAUAUCAGGAGUGGUUGAAACAGGAACGCUACUAUGAGUACUGGGAUCGCAGUCAGCAAUUGCGCAGACGACGCAAGAAGCUGCCGGUCACUCAGCGCUUAAACUGAGAGCCCCCGCGUCUCAAUCAUUUCAUUAAUUCUCCUAUUGCCCAUGCUCCCCACAUAAUUCAGUUCAUUUAAUUGAUCUUAUUUUUCCCUCAUUUAUGUUGUAUCCUAAUCAUUUCCGCAUCCCAUCAUCCCCUUUUGUACAUUUAAAAUGUAUAAAACUGCAUUUGUCAGCUUACAUAACUAAUUACAAUAACCAGCCAAGCACCCGGAGGUGGUUGGAUCUUGGUUUCUGACAUCCUGCUUUUGGCGUAGGGUUUUCAUUAACACUGAACUUUGUAAGUUUUUUUGAGUGCAUGUUGUGUAGUACAACACACCCAGAUAUUUGUAAACGCAUUAAAUAACAGUCAGUAUAAAA
This is a messenger RNA of Drosophila rhopaloa, 2496 nucleotides long. Its product is annotated as basic salivary proline-rich protein 1. The coding region runs from base 312 to 2141 and encodes 609 amino acids. NCBI's taxonomy places the organism in Eukaryota, Metazoa, Arthropoda, Insecta, Diptera, Drosophilidae. The transcript has 7 exons. The record is from RefSeq and is a predicted model, not a curated record.